Messenger RNA from Vollenhovia emeryi, 1599 nucleotides. RefSeq lists its product as uncharacterized. The record is from RefSeq and is a predicted model, not a curated record. The transcript has 4 exons. The coding region runs from base 1 to 1599 and encodes 532 amino acids. Lineage: Eukaryota; Metazoa; Arthropoda; Insecta; Hymenoptera; Formicidae.
AUGGAUCCAUCGACCAGAUGUAGGUUUCUUGGUUUUAUCUAUGAUACAGUUACAAUGUCUAUCGAAUUGCCAGAAGAGAAAGAAACAAAAAUCGGUGAACAGAUUAGAAAAAUUAGCACAGUUACACAGUGUUCCAUCCGAGACUUCGCGAAGUUCAUAGGAUCCUUAGGCGCAUGUUGUACAGCAUUGAAAUUUGGUUGGGUACACAUGAAAGAUUUCGAGAGAGAAAAGUUUUUGGCGUUACAAAGAAACAACGGUAAUUUUGAGGCUUGUAUGUUAUUAAAUACUGAAUUAGAAAGAGAUUUUAACUGGUGGAAGUCACAUAUUACUACGGCAAAAUGUGCCAUUAGAAGGUUCAGUCCAGUCUUGGAAAUAUUCUCAGAUGCAUCACUCUCAGGUUGGGGGGUAUACUGUCAGGGCCAUAGAACUCAUGGACAUUGGAAUAAAGAGGAAAAGAAAUGUCAUAUCAAUUAUUUAGAAUUGUUAUCGGCGUUUUUUGGUCUUAAAUGUUUCGCAAAAAAUCUAAAAAGUAGCGAUCUUUUGUUACGAAUCGAUAAUACGACUGCGAUUGCCUAUAUAAACAAGAUGGGCGGUAUCCGUUUUAAAAAAUUGAGCAAGUUGGCUAAACAGAUCUGGGAGUGGUGUGAAGAGAGAGAUCUUUGGAUCUUCGCUUCAUAUAUAAGAUCAACAGAAAAUGUCGAGGCGGACUUCGAGUCGAGGCGUUUGGAGCCUGAAACGGAAUUUACGCUAUCAAAUACGGUUUUCCAAACAAUAGUACGAAAGUUUGGAAAACCGGAUAUCGAUUUGUUUGCGUCCCGGAUAAACACUAAAUGUUCGCGUUAUGUCUCAUGGAAAAGAGACCCAGGAGCAAUGGCCAUUGACGCAUUUACGAUCAAUUGGAGACAAUUUUAUUUUUACGCGUUUCCUCCAUUUUCGGUCAUACUUCGAGUUCUGGAAAAAAUAAAAGCUGAAGGUUCAAGGGGUAUUGUAGUGGUCCCGAAGUGGCCGGCCCAGGCAUGGUACCCAAAAACCACAUCCACUUUGGGAAAAGAUUACCCUGGUUGUCGGAACAUUGUCAGGGAAGCGUUCAAGCGGAGAGAGGUCCCGGUAGAAGCAUUAAACAUCAUGCUCUCCUCGUUAACAGAAUCCUCGGUUAGACAAUAUGACUCUUCUCUCAAGAAAUGGUGGAGAUUUUGCCAAAAAGAGUUUCAAGAAAGGGAAGUUUCUUAUAGUACACUCAACACGUGUAGAUCAGCAAUAGCCUUGUUACGAGGUCCAGAAGUGGGAGAGGAUACGAGGGUAAAGAGAUUCUUCAAAGGAAUUGAAAAGCUACGACCUAACAGACCCAAAUAUGAUUCUACAUGGGAUCCUAAGGUAGUAUUGGAUAAGAUAAAUCACUGGGGAUCUAACGAUGUUAUGACAUUAGAGAGAUUAUCCCAAAAAUUAGUAACACUUCUCGCCCUCAUCACUGGGCAUCGUAUCCAAACACUGAAACUGAUUGACAUUAGAAACAUUCAUAAGGUAGAAGAGAUCAGUCCCACCCAGUUUAUACCCGAUUCUAAUCUAUUAGAACCCCCAAUAGUUACGGCAGCACUUUAA